This is a messenger RNA of Pyrus x bretschneideri (Chinese white pear), 552 nucleotides long. RefSeq lists its product as uncharacterized. NCBI's taxonomy places the organism in Eukaryota, Viridiplantae, Streptophyta, Magnoliopsida, Rosales, Rosaceae. The record is from RefSeq and is a predicted model, not a curated record. The transcript is spliced from 2 exons. The coding region runs from base 74 to 442 and encodes 122 amino acids. Gene Ontology annotation, biological process: innate immune response.
GUAGUUAAAGUAAGUAGGUGAAGCUGGUUCAAAGACUCAAAGGAAGAAGAAGAAGACGAAGAUAUUUGUUGAAAUGGAGUACUCACAGUCAAGCAAAGUAUUAGCUGAUGAUGAGGAGGAGUUGAUGGAGAAGAGAAGUUACCGUAUAUUUCCAUGCCACUUCCUUGAAGAAGCAGUCAGGGCUUUCUUCAAGUGUUUGGGUAUUGAGACUAAAUAUCAGGAGGACAAAGAAAACCCCAAGGAAGCUACUCCUGCUUCAACCCCAGAACAGAAUGAUGCAGAUCCAUCACUUCCGACGACGGAGGACGAUCCUCCAUCUUCAUCAGCUACAACAGGAACCACAGACGAAGUUGCUGCAAAUACAACGACAAAUUUGAGGGCUCGUGCAAGACCAGGACUAAGCACAGGGGGAGGUGGGAGAAUUAAUUCAUUAAAUAAUUAACCUCAGUUCAUCUUGUUUAUACACCCCUUUAUCUUCUGUGGAGAUAUCUAUGGUUAACAAGUCUGUUAAUUAAAUAUCUAUGUAUAUAGGUAAUCUCCUGCGUUUUUUUA